This is a messenger RNA of Prunus avium (sweet cherry), 638 nucleotides long. The record is from RefSeq and is a predicted model, not a curated record. NCBI's taxonomy places the organism in Eukaryota, Viridiplantae, Streptophyta, Magnoliopsida, Rosales, Rosaceae.
AAUGCAAGCAUUUUCCUCACCUGCUGCAAGCGACGAUGACCAGAAAAGGGACUUGGAGUAUUUGCUUGAAGUUUUUAGCUCUAUGUGCUCUCUUAAGGACAUAGCCUCUGCUUACUGCCAGGCGAGGCACAAUGUAGAAAUGGCUGCUGAAAUUCUAUGUGCAUCACAUGUAAGGCCCUCAGAUGGUGCUUGUUCAUCAAAAGUUAAAUUUGAGGGUGCAAGUGCAACUUCUUCGGAAGGAAUGUCAUCUGACAAAGUUCUUCAGAAUCCCUUAAAUGGAGCGGGCAAUACCAGAGCAUCAAACUCAAAAAAAAAUUCUGUAUCAGUGGGUACUGUUUCAGGUAUGAUUGGAAAAGAGUACAUUAGGCCCAGAUCAUCAACAAAUGAAUCUAUUGAAGUGAAGAAACCAUUAAAGUUAGAGCUGAAAGAAGUGCCCGCCUCUGAGAUAUGGAGUGAAGAAGUUGAAUCAACCAUGCCAGCAGAAAACAGCAAAAUGCGUGCGGAUAUUGAAGAGUUUCUGUUUAAAAUGCUCGGAGAGGGCUUUAAACUUGAUAUGGAUGUCAUCCGAGAAGUUCUUGGACCGGAUUGAGUGGAUCAAACUGAUCUAAAUUUUUGACCCUACCCCCCCGAACGGGCUG